Trematosphaeria pertusa is the source of this 943-nucleotide messenger RNA. RefSeq names its product glycoside hydrolase family 24 protein. The transcript has 2 exons. Gene Ontology annotation, molecular function: lysozyme activity. The record is from RefSeq and is a predicted model, not a curated record. Bases 261 to 833 code for a protein of 190 amino acids. Lineage: Eukaryota; Fungi; Ascomycota; Dothideomycetes; Pleosporales; Trematosphaeriaceae. Gene Ontology annotation, biological process: peptidoglycan catabolic process; cell wall macromolecule catabolic process.
AAAGGAGAUCGAGGCAAGAUACCUCCGUAUAUGGAUGCGAGCGACGCGAAAAGCGAAGGGACGGACCGUGUCAAGAUGGGAUGAUCAUGGAUUGGGAGAUGCGAAAUACGGGUGCCGCUGAUGAAAUUUAAUGAACUGUACGACUGCGAAUAAGUAUAAACUGGGAAGAGGGCACCGUAAUGAGAGUAACUUGAAGCUCAUCAAGCGGUUCGAAACGUUCUCCGGGCCGGUAUCCACUUACCAAACUGUUGCCCAUUAAAAUGUAUACGCAAUUUGUGCUCCUCGCGCUCUCUCUCCUCCCUUCAACCUUCUCUUCUCCUAUAGAGGCUCGAGCCUGCAUUGGGCCGGACGUCAAUGCUGCAACCAUCGCCCUGAUCAAAGAAUUCGAGGGCUUCGUUCCAAGUCCAGAGGAUGACCCCAUUGGCUUGCCUACCGUCGGCUACGGACAUCUCUGCCAAACCGCCGGCUGCAAAGAAGUCCCAUAUCCUUUCCCACUCACCGAGGCGCAGGCCACGAAGCUUCUCCUGAGCGAUCUCAAGCCUGCUCAGCAAUCCAUUACCCUUGAGACGGCGGACUCUGUGGUCUUGAACGAGAAUCAGUACGGCGCGCUUGUGUCGUGGGCGUUCAACAUGGGCAGCGGCGCCGUAGCGGAGUCAGAUCUGAUCAGGCGGAUGAACGCCGGGGAGGACGAGAUGAAAGUCAUCGAGGAGGAGCUGCCGCUGUGGGUCUGGGCGGGAGGACAGAAGCUGCCGGGGCUUGAGCGACGAAGGGCAGCCGAGGUAAGGCUUGCGAAGACGCCGACGAGCAAGGGCGCGCUUCCAGUGGGGUGCUGAAUGGAGCGAUGACAGCGCCGGAGCAGAGACUCGGGUCCAGGUCGUCGUCGGAGUUGGGUUUCGCGUCCUGUAGUUACUCUCGUUGAAAAUCAGCUAUUCAAAGAACGCCU